Sorex fumeus (smoky shrew) is the source of this 2297-nucleotide messenger RNA. It is a transcript of the gene NAP1L3, whose product is annotated as nucleosome assembly protein 1 like 3. Gene Ontology annotation, biological process: nucleosome assembly. The record is from RefSeq and is a predicted model, not a curated record. The transcript has a single exon. The coding region runs from base 55 to 1431 and encodes 458 amino acids. Lineage: Eukaryota; Metazoa; Chordata; Mammalia; Eulipotyphla; Soricidae. Gene Ontology annotation, molecular function: chromatin binding; histone binding. Gene Ontology annotation, cellular component: chromatin; nucleus.
UGGGCGCGGGGUCUCUGUCUUAGUCCCACUUUGAAAAGCUUGCAGGCUUGCAAAAUGGCAGAAGCUGAUGCUAAUAAGGUCCCGGAACCUGCGGCCCCGGGGGUGGCCGAAGAAGCGAAGGCUAGCUCGUCUAGUAAUUCUGGGGAAGAAUCUGACAGCAGCUCCUCCAGCAGCAGUGACAGCAGCAGCAGCAGCAGUCUCAGCCUCUUGUACAGCAAGAAAAGGAAACACGAGCCUUCCAGGAGGUCACGUUCCUCGGGUAGAUAUUUUUUGGAUCGCCUUCCACGGGCAGUUAGAAAUCGUGUGCAGGCACUCCGAAAUAUUCAAACGGAAUGCGACAAGGUCGACACCCUUUUCCUGAAGGCAAUUCAUGACCUGGAAAAAAAAUACGCUGUUCUCAACAAACCUAUAUACGAUCAGCGAUGCAAAAUUGUCAAUGCAGACUACGAACCGACAAGAGAAGAAUGUGAAUGGAAUUCGGAGGAUGAGGAGUUCAGCAGUGACGAGGAGGUCCAGGAAGACAGCUGUAGUGAAAUGCCUCCCUUAGAGGGUGAAGAAGAAGACAAGCCAAAAGAGAAGCCUGAGGCGAAAGCGGAAGAAAAGGAGGCUCCCAAGGAAAAUCCUGAAAAGGAAAAAGCAGAAGCUAAAGAUUUUCCGGAGGCAAAGCCUGAAGUAAAAGAAGAUGCUAAAGAUUUACCCCAAGCAAAAGCAGAAGACAAAGAACGGCGGCGUAAACCAAAGGAAUCAAGGGAUGCCCGGAGAGAAUCUUCUAGAAGAGCUUCAGAGGUGAGGCUUAAAGAAAGAGCAAGUCGUAAAAGAGCUCAUAAGAGAAAGUCCAGAAGAGAAGAUCCCAAAGGCAUCCCUAAUUAUUGGCUAACAGUUCUAAGAAAUGUGGAGAAGCUCGGUACCAAGAUUCAGAAGUAUGAUGAGCCAAUUCUGAAGUAUUUGUCAGAUGUCAGCUUGAAGUUCUCGAAACCUGGCCAGCCCAUAAGCUACACAUUUGAAUUCCAUUUUCUGCCGAAUCCGUACUUCAGAAAUGAAGUGCUAACGAAGUCGUACGUAAUUACUUCGAAGCCAGAUCACAACGAUCCUUUCUUCUCUUGCGGAUGGGAAAUUGAAGAUUGUAAAGGCUGUAAAAUAGAUUGGAGAAGAGGAAAGGAUGUCACCGUGACAACCACCUACAGUCGCACAACUGCUACUGGGGAAAUUGAAAUCAAGCCGAGAAUCGUUCCUAAUGCAUCAUUCUUCAAUUUCUUUAGCCCUCCAGAGAUUCCCAAAAUCGGAAAGCUGGAACCACGAGAAGAUGCAAUCCUUGAUGAGGACUUUGAAAUUGGUCAAAUUUUACAUGAUAAUGUCAUCCUGAAAUCAGUCUAUUACUACACUGGAGAAAUCAAUGGUGCCUAUUACAGAAAUAGAAGAUACCGAAAAUAAAAAGGAAAGUUGCCUGAAAGAAUUUUCAAGAAUUUCAAAAUUGAAGUGAAGCAGGUUUAUAUAGCUUUGAGAAAAAAAAAAACCUGCCCUGUAAUCUCCAUACUAAUAUCCCUUGCUGUCUUGUGCUUUUAUAUUUUCUUGGUAUUUUAAAAAUUUCUUUAAAAGUGUCUAAGUAUUAGUUUAUUAUUUAUAUUCUGUUGUAACCUGUUGUAAUGUGAUAUUCUUAAGAGAUAUGUAAAAUGUCAGUUACCUAAAGCAUGUUAGCUUGAUUCUAUAGAUUUUGCUUCUUGUGAAGUCCUUUUGUUAUGUUCCUAUUAUAAUUUAACUGUGAAAACUGUUAGAAUUAUUCUCAGAAUUGUUAACUAAGAUUUUUUAAAAAGCUUGAAAAAGUAAUUUCCUGAGCUAAAAACACAGCUCUUUGUUUUCUCCUAUUCAGCUCUGAAGACUAAGGAUUUAAAUAUGCUUCCACUGGCAGUGCAUUCUUUGCUAUAGAAAUACAACACGUUUAACUACUAGAGAGUAUUGUGAAAUUUGCCUGAAAAAAUUAGAAUACACUUAAGGAUAUUUAUUAAUACCAUGUAGAAUGUGACUGAGCUUGUUUAUGUGAAUAGUGGUGUAUAAAUUUAGUUAUAAUGAAGUUAUUGUUUACCACUGAAGUGUUAAUAUGAUAUAGUAUUUUAUGGCAAAAGUCUCUUUAUCUUAUACUGUUUAAUUGUAAUCUAAAAUUACUAGUAACAUUUUCUUUGUAAUAUGUGCUAAUUUUCUUUUCAAUGAAAAUGUUCAAUUUGUGUUAUUUGAUAUUUUUCAUGUUCUCUAUUGCAUCCUAAAAUAAUUACAUGUCAAAUAAAGUGUAUUGUGCUCCCAAA